Gastrolobium bilobum is the source of this 1905-nucleotide messenger RNA. RefSeq lists its product as uncharacterized. The coding region runs from base 120 to 1733 and encodes 537 amino acids. The record is from RefSeq and is a predicted model, not a curated record. Lineage: Eukaryota; Viridiplantae; Streptophyta; Magnoliopsida; Fabales; Fabaceae. The transcript is spliced from 2 exons.
AUUUUCGAGAAAAGAAAAUCAGAAUCAGGGUUUCCGAUUUGUGAAAUCACGAAAGAAGAAUUCGAUUUCAGCCUCAGGAAUUAGUUAGCCCUGACCUUUGGGCGUUGGAUUUCGUUACGAUGAACGAUCAAUCGCAGAUGAUGAUGAAUUUGAACAAGAUGAACCAGCCUCAGAUGAUGAAUCAGGUGCAAAUGAUGAGCCAGUCUCAGAUUAUAGGUCAGUCUCAGCCUCAGUUGCUCACACACAACCAUGCAAUGAAUCAGCAGGCUCAGGCUCAGAUGAAGCCGCCUCAGAUGAAGCAAUCUCAGAUUAUGAUGAACCAGACUCAACCUCCGAUGAUGAAUCGAGGAUAUAAGGUUUGGUCUCAGCAGCCACCUCUGGACCCUAACAUGAAGUUUCAGAACCCUAUGAAACGAAAUUACCUUGCUUCCAAGCCUGGACGAAGUAACUGGAAGGGGAAGAAGGCCAAUGACAAGCGCAAGGACUCAAGGAGAAUGGAAAAACCCAAUCCAAGUACCUCCCUUAGUAUUGCAAACAACAGCGUUGGUUACCAACCCCCUACUCUGCAUGAAUUGCAAUCGCAAAAUCGUUUAAAAGCACGUAAGUUCUAUCCUAAGAAGAAGUUUAAUAAUAGAUUUGCUCCUUAUGCGCCUAGGAAUACGACAUCGUAUAUUAUUCGUGCCAAGAAGUCGGGUGGCAUUGCAUCGCUCGUGUCACCUUGCCCAGUGACCCCGGCAGUGCUUCCUACACCUAUAUUGUCGCCCUCGAGUGAGGUGUUAGGGGAUAUGGCAAAGGAAGAGUGGGGUGUUGAUGGAUAUGGGUCAAUGAAGGGUUUGAUCAGGCUUCGAUCACCAGGGCAUGAGGCAGAUCUUCAUGAUGAUGAAGAUGAAGAGGACGGUGGUGGCGGGUCAAGCGAGAGUGAUGUGGAGGAACAUGUGGAGGUGGAAAGGAGGCUGGACCAUGAUUUAAGCCGGUUUGAGAUGAUAUACCCGAAUUAUGGAGUGGAUUAUAAUAAUGUCUUAGAGAAUAGGGUAGAUGAUCAGGAUUCCCAUAUAGCACAGUUGGAGGAAGAGAAUUUGACAUUGAAGGAGCGACUUUUCCUAAUGGAGAGAGAGUUAGGUGAUCUGCGAAGGAGGUUACUGUUUCUUGAGAGGCAGAACAGAAUUGUUGAAGAUGUCAACGAGGAAGUGGUGGAGAAUGGGUCUGAUAAUGAAAGCGAGGGAGGAUCAGAUGUUCCGGUUAUGGGAAUUGAGAAUAAUAGAGAGAUGGUUGAUUCGAUGCUGGAAGAAGGUGCGAGAAAUGGAAACAUUGAGGCUGAUGCUAAGUUGGACAAUGGUGGAGUAUUGGAGGCUGAAGGCGUAGAUGAUGUUUUUAUUGAAGAAUCUGUUCCCAAUGAGGCAAUUGCAGACAAGAAUGAGAUCAAAAAUCAUGAAAUGAAGGAUGGCUUUAUGUUUAAUGAAGUGAAGGAGAAGGAGAAGGAUGAGCAGAAUAAUGAAGAAGCCACACAGCAGUGUUUACUGGAUAAAGAUUUUGCAAAAGAAAAUGUUGUUAUGGAUGAAAAAGAGGGUGGUGAAUUUGAAAUGCUGGACAAAAAUAAUGAAUCAGAAACUCAUGAAGUAGCAAAUAAAAGUGUAAACAACAUGGCCUUUAAUGAGAAGGAUGAAUGCAAGGAUCAGGUAGUUGGGACAAGCUCAGAGACUGUUGGAGAUGAUGGUUUAUCUAUCCUGCACUAGUUAAGUUGUUUGUCUAAUAGGCUUUUGAGGGAAAUGCUAACUUCUUAAUACAUACAAUGUUGGCAUUUGUAGCCUCGUAGGUUAGUAGUUUACUUUUAUUUUGUCUGCUUUUCUUUAUUUGUAUGGUUUGGUAAAAUGAAGGAUUGGGGAGGAGUAUAGUGAUUUUGUUCUU